Molecule: messenger RNA, 1035 nt
Organism: Macrosiphum euphorbiae (potato aphid)
Lineage: Eukaryota; Metazoa; Arthropoda; Insecta; Hemiptera; Aphididae
Source: the annotation of a GenBank genome assembly
AUGCAUGACUUACUAGAGGGUGUUUGUAAUUAUGAUUUAACAGGUAUUUUAAGGCUCUUUAUAAUUGAUUUUAAAUAUUUUAGUUUAGAGACACUAAAUCAAAGGAUACAGUAUUUUGGGUAUGGUCCUACCGACAUUAGAAAUAGACCUCAGGCAAUUUCGGAAAAUAAUUUAAAAAAUAAAAAGCCACUAAUGUUAAAGACUACUGCUAGUGAAAUGUGGUGCUUAACUAGAUAUCUAGGUCUGUUAAUAGGAGAUAUGGUGCCUAGAAAUUCAGAAAUCUGGGAAUUAUAUAUUGUAUUAAAUAAAAUGUUAAGUAUAGCAACAUCAAAUAGUGUUGGACCUGAAUGUCCAUUUAUAUUAAAAAACUUAAUUGAUGAACAUCAUCAAUUGUACACAAAAUUGUUAAAAACAAAUUUAAAGCCUAAGCACCAUCACCUAUUGCACUAUCCCUCUAUAAUGGAAAGAGUAGGUCCAUUGAUAAAUAUUUGGUCAAUGCGUUUUGAGGCUAAGCACAAGGAAUCAAAAGUGGCUGCACAAGCUAUAACCAGCAGAAAAAAUAUCUGUUACACUUUAUUUUUGAAAAACCAACUCAAAGUGGCUCAUCGAGUAGCCAACAGUAUUAAUUUUGAUCCAUCCGCUCUAUUUAAGGUUGGUAAAACAGUUUUUAUUUCUGAGGAGGAACUAAAAAAUAUUUCUAGUGUCUUGAAUGAUGUUAGUGGUUAUACAUUUAUUUCAUGGGUUAAUGUAAAUGGUACUCAUUAUUCUACUAACAAUAUGUGUGUUUUUAUAUCAAUAAAUAGAGAAACUAGUUUACCAGUGUAUGGAUUAAUAAAGCAUAUUUAUAUUUUACCAGACAUGAUUCCUGUAGCUAUUUGCUCUUUAUUUUGUACAAAUAGUUUUGACGAUCAUUAUCAGUCAUAUGUUGUAAAUAAUACUAAAGAAAUUGUAAAAAUUAAAAUAACCGAAUUACCAUAUAAAAAACCAACUAGUUAUCAUAUUCACCCGGAUGGUUUAUUAUAUUAUAUUACAUAA